AUGUAUUCCAACAUUAGUUCAUUGAGAUCAGAAAACCUAGUGAAAGUGGCACAAAGGCUCCGCUCGUACAAAGCCAGUCCGAAUCUCACCGUCCCCAAUGGCAUUAUUGUUGAAGAUUCGAAAAUCAGAGAUUCCCUCUUUAAAGUGGGUCCCGACAGAGCUUCAGUCUUGAUUUGCUUGUUCGAAGGGGAAAGAGGCGUGCUUCGCGUAAUUCUCACCCGAAGAUCUUUAAAUAUGUCCUCUCAUUCAGGUGAAGUUGUAUUGCCUGGAGGAAAGUGGGAAGAGGGUGAUCACGAUGAUAGCGAGACGGCUUUGAGAGAGGCUAAUGAAGAGAUUGGUUUGGAACCUUCCGCCGUUGAAGUUGUUACUAUUCUAGAACCUUUUCUCUCUACGCGCCGUAUAACGAUAUUCCCAGUUAUCGCAAUAAUGUGGGACAAGACUCGUUACAAACCAAAUCCAAAUCCAACCGAGGUAGAAUCAGUUUUUGAUGCUCCAUUAGAAAUGUUUCUCAAGAAUGAAAAUCGACGAGAAGAGAAUGUGGACUGGAUGGGCUAUGGAUACGUGAUCCACUCCUUUGAUUACAGAGCGUGUAAUAAUAAGUCGUACGUAAUUUCGGCUUUGACUGCUGCGAUUUUGAUUCGGGCGGCAUCGGUUGUGUAUCAACGGGCCCCUGAUUUUCACGAGGGCAUGAUUGUAUUCCGGCCUAGAAGUCGGCACUGA
Molecule: messenger RNA, 720 nt
Organism: Striga hermonthica
Lineage: Eukaryota; Viridiplantae; Streptophyta; Magnoliopsida; Lamiales; Orobanchaceae
Source: the annotation of a GenBank genome assembly